Molecule: messenger RNA, 1906 nt
Organism: Chinchilla lanigera (long-tailed chinchilla)
Lineage: Eukaryota; Metazoa; Chordata; Mammalia; Rodentia; Chinchillidae
Gene: Prss38
Product: protease, serine, 38
Biological process (GO): proteolysis
Molecular function (GO): serine-type endopeptidase activity
Source: RefSeq, a predicted model, not a curated record
GUAAAAAUAAAAAAAUAAAUUGAUCCGAUACAUGUUUGUCAAGCUUGUUCAGAAGCACACACAGACAGCAGCACGAAGUCCAUCCCCAGUUCUUUUCUCAAGCCCUGCUCCCCUCUCACGUGGGCAGCAUCUCUUGACCUACAUUCUGGUCCACAAAUUCUCUUUUCAUCCGGGUCUAAACUGCGGUUAAAACCUUUCAAUGAGUUCCGAGUUCGGAAUUUUGUGUUUUUCAUUUCUAGAAGUUCCAUGAUGGCUCUUUUAAAAAUCUCUCUUGUCAAAUUUAUAGUUUCCAGUUGUUGCAAAGAAUUUACGAGCCUAGUUUGAUCCCCUUGAGCAUAAUAAGCACAUUCAUUUUAUGGUUUCUGGCUGAUAAUGUGGUCUCUGGAUUUCUUCGCGUCUCUUUUUCCAUGGUGUAUGACUUGCGUUUCUGAUAAUUUUUGCUUACAUGCGAGACAGAUUUGAGUGUUACUGUAGACACCAUCGCAGGCUAAGGGUGAUGCUGUCACCAUGCCCACACAACUCCGAUCUGCUUUUGCCAGGCACACGGGUACCUGAGCUGUCGGGGUCACGCUAUGCUGAGUUCAGGGUUUGAACUUGAGCGUUUCCAAGUUCAAGGUCGGGGCUGCCUGAUGAUUCAAGGCUGGGCCACAGUCCGCAGAGGGCGGCCUCACCUCUGACUCACUGGCCUCUGGCGCAUUCCUCCGUGUCCGCCAAAAGCAGGUGUGGCUGCCUACGGGCCGCACCCUCGGUGGGUUCCGGAACCCUGCUUUGUUUCCCUGCCGCAGAGCCCCAGUGCUCCCUUCCCGACCAGGCAGAACCCGCCCUCUCCCGCCCCUCACGCUCUUACGCGGGUCAUCACCACCACCAAGGAGCCCUGCUUCUGCCGCGUCUGCCCACAGGCUGUCUGGCCUACCAAGCUGGGCAUGUGCUGGGCGCCUGCACGCCCCCGGGUCAUUCCACUGACCUCUGUGGAAAAGCUGAGGCGGAACCCCGCGGCCUGUGUGAGGGUAUCCCGGGCGCGGCUGAGAGCGGCGGAGGCCCUGGGUGCGGCCAAGAGCUGCGGCACCCGCUCGCCGGCCGCGUACGCGAACAUCGCCGCCUUCGACGUGUACGUGGGCCUCACCAACCUGCGGGUGGCCGGCGCGCACACGCAGUGGUUCGCGGUGCACCGCGUGAUCCUGCACCCCACCUACGAGGUGGGGCACCCCGUGGGCGGGGACGUGGCGCUCGUGCAGCUGCAGUCGCCCAUCGAGUUCUCGGACGCCGUGCGGCCCGUGUGCCUGCCGCCGCCCACCCUGCAACUGGACGGCAGCGCGGUCUGCUGGGUCGCGGGCUGGGGGCUGGUGUCCCCGGAGGGCCCGCCCUCGAACCAGCUGCAGGAGGCCCAGCUGGCCCUGGUCUCGCAGACCCUGUGCAGGAUCCUCUACGGGCCCUCCGCAAUCCAGCCCGACAUGCUGUGCGCUGGGAAGCUCGAGACCGCCUGCGAGGGUGACUCGGGGGGCCCGCUGGUGUGCGAGGUCAACCACACGUGGGUGCAGAUUGGCAUCGUGAGCUGGGGCCUGGGCUGCGCCCAGCAGCUGUACCCCGCAGUGUUUGCCCGGGUUUCCCAUUUCUCCCGUUGGAUCCGCCACCACAUGGAGAGAACACCCCCUCCGUCCCAGCCAAACUCUGCCCCGGCCCCCGCUCGGGCGUCCUUCCUCAGCGUGCUUGUGACAGCGUUGGCCGGCCUGGCAGUCUGAGGGCCACCGGAGCAUGCCCGGACCCCCACGCGGCGCCUGGCCAUGGCCAGGCAGGGUCAAGGCUGGGCCCAGCCGUGCCUGCAAGGGGCCGAGCGGGGAAGCGGGCUGGAGGGGGAGGCGGGAAGCGGGAGACCCCGAAGCGCAGAUAUUAAACGUUUUCGAAGCAG